Molecule: messenger RNA, 1062 nt
Organism: Peromyscus eremicus (cactus mouse)
Lineage: Eukaryota; Metazoa; Chordata; Mammalia; Rodentia; Cricetidae
Product: killer cell immunoglobulin-like receptor 3DL1
Exons: 4
Coding region: 1-1062 (353 amino acids)
Source: RefSeq, a predicted model, not a curated record
AUGUAUCAAUUCAGAGAAAAGUGUUAUACAAAGGACCUCAAAGAAGGGAAAAUUGGAGACUCAGCUCUCAGGGAUGAAGGAGCACCAUUAAAUAUUUUCUCUGUGCAUCCCUCUGCAGGAUAUCAUGACAAGCCUUCACUCUCUGCCUGGCCAAGCCAUAUUGUUCCUUUGGGACAGCAUGUGGAACUUCGAUGUGACUCUCACAGUGACUAUUACACAUUCAUGUUGUACAAAGAACAUGGUAAUCCUAUCCCUCAGAUCCAGGGAAGACCAUUCCAGAAGAAAUUUGUCUUGGAUCCUGUGACAUCAGAACAUGCAGGGACAUACAGAUGCCAUGGUUUUAAUUAUCAUUACCCUAUUAAAAUUUCAACCAACAGUGACCCUGUGAAGGUCAUAAUUUCAGGAAUCUACAGAAAGCCUUUCCUUUUGGCCUUACAAACUCCCCUGGUGGAUUUAGGAGAGAAGGUGACACUGCAGUGUCAUUCAGAGAUUAUGAUUGAAACCUUCAUUUUGACAUCACAUAAAAAUGGAACAAUCAAGGACUCUUUAAAGCUCUCUGCAGAACAUCAUCUUGGGGGUUCCCAGGCGAAAUUCUCAAUAGGUCCUGUGACACCUGACCAUGCUGGAACUUACAAAUGCUACGGUUUUUACAAUCACUCACCAUAUGAGUGGUCAGACUCUAGUGACCCCAUUGAUAUAAAGAUCACAGGUUUAUACAAGAAACCUUCUCUGUCAGCCCUGAUGGGCCCUGUGGUGAUGUCAGGAGAGAUCAUGACCUUGUCCUGUGUCUCUGACCUUCAGUUUGACAUGUUCCAUUUGUCCACGGAAGGGGUACCCAAGGGACAUGGGCUGCCUGCAGUGCAGAACCAAAAUGGGACUUUCCAGGGCAACUUCCAUCUUGGUCCUGUGGUCCAGGAAGGGAACUAUAGAUGCUAUGGCUCUUUCAGGAACUCAUCCCAUGUGUGGUCCACACCAAGUGAUGCCUUGUACCUUCCUGUCACAGUUGAUUCAACAAGAAACUGCACUUCAUGCACAGAAGCAGACUCUACAACCAGUGAGUAA